GGAAAAAAACAUUCUUCUAUAAAAAAUCAUUGUUAUUUCGAAAUUCAUUUUAAUUUAUCUCAUUAUUUUUGGAAAUUUUUCUAACAAGUGCUUUUAGAAAAAAUACCGGUUAGGUUAGCUACUUUACUAUGAAUGAAAUCAGCUAAUAAAUAUAUAUAUAACUCCUUAUUGGCUGUUGAGUGCGAUGCUGACAGUAGUUAUAUACAAACUUUUAUUUAUAAUAAAUAAGUACAAUUUAAAUUAUUACUCAUUAAUUACGUACUGCGGGAUUUGACUAGACAUACAUCCUUAAAACGCCAUUUAGUGAUAAGUGAAAUACUUUGUAUUUUCCUAUUAAGUACGCAAUAAAAAAUUUCAAAAAUUGAAAAUACAAAAAGGUAGAUAAUUUCCAAUGUGUUAUUUUCUAUCAAAAUAUCUUAUAUGAUUGCACAAAAUUAUUAUAAAAUACAGAGAAACAAUAUAGUUUUUGUCUUAACUGUUUAUAUGUAUUAAAAAAAAAUGAGCGAUAACUCUAAUGAAAAUCCAUUUCUCGGAUUAUUUUCAACAUCUGAUGAAGUUGACCACAUUUCAAUUGAAAUUCCUAAAACAUUAGUGAUUGAUAAACUAAUUACAGAUAAUAAAAAAAUUGUUCAAAAUGAAUUCAAGCAUAUACUUAAUGAUACUAAUGAAAAUAAAGAAGAUAAGGUAAUGGAUAAAAUAAUUGAGGAUGUAUUUGGGUUAGUGUUAAGCUCAAAAACUCCAAUAUCGUCACAGCCGUUGAUCUCAGUUGAAAGUCAUUCUAUUGAAGAUGCGAUUUUUGAACGACUCACUUUACCAGAUAUAAAAACAAAGCUUGUAACACCUUUAAAUUCACCAAGUACAGAUUGUGAUCCUCAUUUUUUUCAAGAUAAAGCUAUUUUUUAUUUGUUUGAAUGUUUUCUUAGACUUGAUAAAUAUCCAAAUGAUGACGAAUUACGUGAUACUAUCAAUCGUUUAAAACAAGUUACCAUAAAAUUAACAGUAACAAUACUUGCACUCGACCUUUCAGAUCAGAAAAUUUAUGAACAAUUUAUGGAACUUUUUGCAAAUGAACAGAAUAUAGCACAAUUAUUACAAUUCAGCGGAGAAUUAAUUAAAUCAAUCAUAAAAGAAUAUCCAGAGGAUGCUAAUAAAUAUAUUGAAUUCGUUUUUUUACCAGUACUAAUGAAUCUGAAUGUGCAAAUCUUGAACAACGAUUCAUUAAUUUUUCCUCAGCGAUACUAUGAUAUUUUACUAUUUAUAGUAAAUAUUGAACCACUUGCUAAAUUAUUACUUCGUGAUUGUACUCCAGUUCAUAAACAAGGAUCUGCAUACGCAACUACUAUUUUAGGUAUUAUGUUAUCAACGAGUUGUUUGCCUCGUAUAUUAGGAGAACCAUUUCCAUUUUUCAAUAAGCCAUUUGGCAUUGAUUUUUCAACUGAGCAAGAAAACAUCUGGAAAGCAUGGAAUAUUCACAUUCGUUUUUUGCAUAAACUUUUCCACUCUUUAUUGAAAUGUUCACCAGAAGUUCGGCAUAUGACUUUAGACUGGUUAGGAAAAUGUUUACAUGCUAAUGCUUCUCGUGGAAAAUUAUGGAGUUCUGAAUCAACUUUAGGUAUGUCAUCAGUAGUUUCUGAUGGUUUUAUGUUAAAUCUUGGAAAUGUACUUUUACGUUUAUGCAAACCUUUUUGUACAAAUUUUGAUGAAAAAAUUCCAAAAAUUGAUCCUACUUAUUGUGCUGCUGAACCGAAAGAUGAAGAAGAAAGUCACAAAAGAGGUAUUCAUAUGCAAGAAAUGAGUAAAGUAACUUGUUUAGUACCAGUGCCCGAAGGAGAAUCUAGACCAGUUGCUAAGGAAUUUGGAUUUGUAACUGAAAUUUUUUAUUUAACACACCGGGCUCUCGAUUUAGGUUAUCGUGUUGUUCUUGACAAAUUCCUGAAGUUGACACAUGAAUUAGACAGAAUACGACAAGAUCAUGAAUUCGCGGAAUCUCAGGCUAAUUUGCAAAUAUUUGAACUAAUGGAAAUGCGAAGAAAAGUAAUAAGCACAAAAUAUUUUUCGUAUAGAACAAGUGUACUUGAGCCUAAAAUGCUUAAUCUUCUUUGUAAUUUUCAUGCAGCAACAGCUUUUUGGUUGAUACAAGUCAAUGUCAAUAAAUGCAACUGUGAAGAUUAUAAUAAAGAAACUUUUUAUCCUGAAGAAGUGAAAACUAUCACAUUUCCACUUCCAGAAGAUGUUCCUCAUACUUUACGAUGUAUACCAGAAUUUGUAGUAGGAAAUACAAUAGAUUUCAUAUGUUUUUUGCGACGACUCGAUCCAAAUACAUUUGAAAUACAAAAUUCAAAUUUUUUCAACUCUUUAUUAACGGAAAUAAUCGCUUUGAUGGAAUCACCGAAGAGAUUAUUUAAUCCUCAUCUUCGAGCUCAUUUAGCUGAGGAGCUUGAGUCAUUUUUACCUGAUACUGAAGAGACUAAUAAUCGUAAUCAAGCAACACUCGGAACAUUCCGUAGAGAACAAUUGUUUCUUACUCAUCCUCAUCGUCAAUUUAUUAUACCAAAUUUAUUACAAGUAUUUGUAAGUUUAGAAAUGACUGGUCAAAAUGUACAAUUUGAACAAAAAUUUAAUUAUCGUUUGCCUAUGUAUGAAGUAAUGAAAUAUUUAUGGAAAAUUGAUGAGUAUAGAAAAAUUUUUCAAUGUCUUGCUCAAGAAGCUGAAGAAAAUAUAGAAGCUGUUCAGCCUCCUAUUUUUUUACGAUUUAUCAAUCUUCUUAUGAAUGAUGCAAUUUUCUUGCUUGACGAAGCACUCUCUAACAUGGCGCAAUUAAAACAAAUGCUACAGGCACUCGAUAACCGAGAAUGGAAUAGAUCACCAGCUAGAGAAUCUGAACAACAAAUGGCUCAACUUCUACAUAUUGGUAUGAUUGCUAGAUUUGACAACAUUCUUGGACGCGAGACAAUAUCAGCUUUAAAAAUGUUGACUUCGGAAAUUAAAUCCAUCUUCUGUCAUUCAACAAUGGUUGAUCGUAUUGCUUCAAUGCUUAAUUAUCUAUUAUUACAAUUGGUAGGACCUAAUCAACGUAAUCUCAAAGUAAAAGAUCAGAAAAAAUAUGAAUUUAAUCCAGCGCAAUUAGUUCUGAACAUUUGUGAAAUAUAUAUCAACCUCGGUCGGAAUAAAAAUUUUAUUCUUGCUGUAUCACAAGAUGGAAGAUCUUAUAAACCUAAUCUUUUUCAACUGGCUAACAAUGUUCUCGUACGUAUUGGGGGUAUUGAUAUUUUAGAAGAUCUUGAAAAUCUAGCUAAAGAAGUUGCUAAAGCAGCAAGUAUAAAGAAAGAAGAGGAUGAAAUUCUUUCAAAUGUUCCUGAUGAAUUUUUAGAUCCUAUUAUGUCAACUCUCAUGACCGAUCCGGUUAUUUUACCUGCUUCGAAAGUAAUAGUAGAUCGUCAAACAAUAGCCAGACAUUUGCUAAGUGAUCAAACGGAUCCAUUUAAUAGAUCUCCAUUGACUAUGGACAUGAUAAAAUCAGAUGAAGAUCUUCGGAAAAGGAUAAAGGAAUGGAUAUCAUCAAAAACAGAGUCUCAAGCAGCUAUAAUUGAAAAAUAAGAAGUCGAAUAUCUAAUUAAACUUGAAGAUUUACCAUUAAAAUAGAAUUUCAAUCGAUUUGCACAAAUAUUAUCCUGAGCAAUGUUUAAUUGUCCAGCAACUGGAGAUAUCAAACAACGAAAUCCACCAGAUACAAGAAAAACUUUUUUAUUUCUUUCAUGUAACUCAUCAACCAAUUCUCUGAAAAAAGAUUAUUGACUAUUAAAAUUGAACUGUGUGCUGUAAUUAAUUGUAAUUAAUUGUAAUCAUUAUGUACAGCAUUACUUUAUUCCUGGUGUAAGUCUUGGUGGAUGUGUUUGAAUAAAUUCUUUAAUUUGUUGUA
This is a messenger RNA of Chelonus insularis, 3919 nucleotides long. It is a transcript of the gene Ube4A, whose product is annotated as Ubiquitination factor E4A. Gene Ontology annotation, cellular component: ubiquitin ligase complex; nucleus; cytoplasm. The coding region runs from base 499 to 3597 and encodes 1032 amino acids. Lineage: Eukaryota; Metazoa; Arthropoda; Insecta; Hymenoptera; Braconidae. The transcript has 6 exons. Gene Ontology annotation, biological process: protein polyubiquitination. Gene Ontology annotation, molecular function: ubiquitin-ubiquitin ligase activity. The record is from RefSeq and is a predicted model, not a curated record.